CUCCACAAGCUUAUUCUCAGUGAUUCAAUCUCUGGUCGUGGAGAACAGUCCCAGCUUCUCCUUCUCAAAUGGGCCCCGUUGCCUAGCGUCUAACCCCCUAGAGCCAGGCUCCUGAGGACGAAGCAAGUCGGAAAACAGGGUUUACAUCAUCUUAAGUAAAGCAAGGCUUGAACCAUCAUGGCUUCCAUUCCAUCAAGUGGCUCACUCGUCGCAACCCACGACUACUACCGAAGACGCCUGGGAUCCACCUCCAGUAACAGCUCCUGCGGCAGCGUGGACUAUUCUGGAGAGGUCAUUCCCCACCACCCAGGUCUCCCAAAGUCGGAUCCUGGUCACUGGUGGGCCAGCUUCUUCUUUGGUAAACCACCUCAUCCCGUCAUGACCACUGUUUCUGAAUCCCCGGAGAACUCAGGAAGCAUCCGUGUGACCAAUGGCCUUAUCCCUUGUGGCCUGGCUCAGGAGGCGGUGAGGAAGAACGUCAGUGAGACCAAGACUGACUCCAGCGCCUCCGCCUGACCCCGCUAUGCAUUCCCCCUCCUCACCGGAAAGACGCUGGGUGAUGGAGCCCAUUCCCCACCCCCCAUCCCCCACAGGCUGAUCCCCCCCCCCCCCCCCCCCGUAGCUUUUGGUCGUCGCUUUUUUUUUUCUUUUUUAUGGUUUUUAUACAAUGAAAAAAUAAAUAAAAAGUAACUUGUUUUUAUUACAUCUGUAACACUGAAACAUUCUUAAAUUUUUUUUGUUCCCCCUCCCCCACCUACGAUGCCUUGUUUUUGUUUGUAAUUGUCUAAUAAAGUUUGGCAGCCUGUUAAA
Molecule: messenger RNA, 810 nt
Organism: Rana temporaria (common frog)
Lineage: Eukaryota; Metazoa; Chordata; Amphibia; Anura; Ranidae
Gene: PPDPF
Product: pancreatic progenitor cell differentiation and proliferation factor
Exons: 5
Coding region: 178-516 (112 amino acids)
Biological process (GO): multicellular organism development; cell differentiation
Source: RefSeq, a predicted model, not a curated record